This is a messenger RNA of Anopheles marshallii, 2157 nucleotides long. RefSeq names its product protein neuralized (gene neur). The transcript has 3 exons. Gene Ontology annotation, molecular function: ubiquitin protein ligase activity. Bases 1 to 2157 code for a protein of 718 amino acids. NCBI's taxonomy places the organism in Eukaryota, Metazoa, Arthropoda, Insecta, Diptera, Culicidae. The record is from RefSeq and is a predicted model, not a curated record.
AUGGGUGUGCUGAACGUGACCAGUUCCGGUGCCGCAAUCGUCGAGUGCCAGCAACACCCGCAGCAGCAGCAGCAACAGAGCAAGAAAAACGACACAAUCUUCUCACCCAUCAAGAACAAGAUGAAGGUGUUGAAGAAGAUCAAGAAACGGAUGGGACUAGCAACGAGAAGUGCAUCGUCCUGUCCCGGUCCAAACAAUCUGCCCCCGCUACAGUUCCACACCGUGCACGGUGACAAUAUACGCAUCUCGCGCGAAGGUACCGUCGCCAAGCGGUACGAAUCGUUCUGCAAGGGCAUCACCUUCAGUGCGCGGCCGGUGCGCGUGAACGAGCGCGUAUGCGUCAAGUUUCUCGACAUCUCGAACAACUGGAGCGGCGUGAUCCGGUUCGGGUUUACCUGCAACGAUCCGUCGUCACUGCGCGGCAACCUGCCCAAGUACGCCUGCCCGGACCUGACGAACAAACCCGGCUUUUGGGCGAAAGCGCUGAACGAACGGUACUGCUACCGGGGCAAUGUGCUGUUCUACUACGUUACGCCGUCCGGCGAUGUGCACUUCGGCAUCAACGGCGAGGAGAAGGGUGUGUUCAUUACGGAUGUGGACGCACGUGGUCCGCUGUGGGCCGUAAUCGAUGUGUACGGCAACUCGACCGCGAUCGAGUUUCUCGACUCGCGCAUCUACAUGUUCCAGGCCCAGCAGCAGCAGCAGCAGCAGCAGCAUCAACACCAACAGCAACACCAUGGUGCGCAUCCGCACGCGCAAAGCCAAACGCGUCGUCCGACUGAACCGGAGAUCGGUAUGCCGCAGAUGGAAUCGCUCAGCAUUAACCAGCACAACCAUCAGCUGAUGGAGGAACGGCCGGUAACGUGCGGUGCGCUCAGUCCGUCGACCUCUGUCAGGUACCACAGCCCAGCGCCGGGAUUGCUACAUUUGCCGUUCCAUCCGGUGCGUGGACGUAACAUAAAGUUUUCGGCCGACCGGUUUGUCGCUACCCGUACGGAUACGGAGUUCUGCCAGGGGUAUGUGUUCUCGCCGCGACCGGUAAAGAUCGGCGAACGGAUAAUCAUUCAGAUCCUCAAGACGGACCCGAUCUUUGUGGGGUCACUGGCGCUAGGACUGACGUCGUGCGAUCCGGCCAGUCUGCAACUGAACGACCUACCGGACGAUUCCGACAUGCUGCUGGAUCGGCCUGAAUAUUGGGUGGUGAGCAAGGACGUUGCGUCGACGCUGGUGCGAGACGAUGAGCUGUGCGUUAAGAUCACCGUGAACGGCGAGGUACAGAUUAGCAAGAACGGUGGCGCCCCAUCGGUCAUCAUGCACAUCGACCAGUCGCUCCAGCUGUGGGCCUUCCUCGAUGUGUACGGUUCCACGCAAAGCGUGCGGAUGUUUACGCUCCCACUUCCCCCGGUGCCUUCGUCGUGCGCCACCAACCUCUACAUGGCCCGGUCACAUUCAUCGCUGGCCGCCGCCGCCGCCACUAGUCAAUCGGUGCGCAGCCUGCACCAGGAGCAGCAGAUGAUGGCCGAAUCGGCCACCAUGGCGACCGGCAGCUGUCGGACGCUUGCCGGUGGUUCGUCCACUAGUGCACUGGUACAGCAGGCGACGGCUGCAACCACCACCGCGUCCGUGCGCCCCGACAUGAUCCAGAUCAAUCCGGGCGGUACGGUGCUGGUCGUCAAUCUGCCACCGGCCGAUGUUCUCACCCAGCAGCAGCAACAACAGUCGUCCCAGUCGCAAGCGCAGGCCACCAUUGUGACGCGCGGUAUGACCACCUCCGCCUCGACACUGUCCGUCCCGCUGUCGACCCUUUCGCUUUCGUCCCAUACCGGCUCGACGGGCACGGCCAGCGAGCUGAUGGCCAACACCAACAGCAACAACUACACUGCUAGCAAUUCCGCCUACCCUGAGUCACUGUCAAGCUACAACAACGCUGCCAACUACUCGACCGCAGCGCUGGCCGCAAACGGUAUCUACAGCUCCACGAACUGUGUCGAUUGCACGAUCUGUUUCGAGAAGCCGAUCGAUUCGGUGCUGUACAUGUGCGGCCAUAUGUGCAUGUGCUACGACUGUGCGAUCAAGCAGUGGCGUGGCAUCGGCGGUGGACACUGCCCACUGUGCCGGGCCGUCAUCCGAGACGUUAUCCGCACGUACAAGUCGUAG